AUGACACAGACUGUUGACUAUUUUCCACAGAGAUCACGUGAAGAGUUACAUAAAAAGAGGUUUCUGUUGUUCCGGGAAAGGAUUGUACGUGGGCGGAGCUCCAUGAAGCAUGAGCCGUUGUUGUUCAAUAAUUCCCAUUGUUAGUUUUAACACAGACUUUAUGGCAUUGUGACCAAAACCAUGAGUGAGUAA
Messenger RNA from Haemonchus placei, 192 nucleotides. Lineage: Eukaryota; Metazoa; Nematoda; Chromadorea; Rhabditida; Trichostrongylidae. The record is from the annotation of a GenBank genome assembly.